Messenger RNA from Racocetra fulgida, 197 nucleotides. The record is from the annotation of a GenBank genome assembly. Lineage: Eukaryota; Fungi; Glomeromycota; Glomeromycetes; Diversisporales; Gigasporaceae.
AAAGAUUAAAUGAUGAAAAGUAUCAACUAUCAUGGAUUCCUUAUAACGAAUUUCAAAAUAUACGAGAAAUAGGAAAAGGUGGAUUUGCGACCGUGUAUUAUGCACGUUGGCUAGAUAAAAAUAGAAAUUAUUGGAGUGAUAUUGUACUUAAAUUGAUUCAUAAUUCAAAUAAACAUAAUCAAGGAUUCAUUAAUGAG